Molecule: messenger RNA, 453 nt
Organism: Kwoniella mangroviensis CBS 8507
Lineage: Eukaryota; Fungi; Basidiomycota; Tremellomycetes; Tremellales; Cryptococcaceae
Exons: 2
Coding region: 1-453 (150 amino acids)
Source: RefSeq, a predicted model, not a curated record
AUGUCCAGAAGAUCAUCUAGCAAACAAGAUGGAUCCUCUCUUGGCGUCGGCGGUGCCGUCGCCAUUGGAGUUACUGGCGGACUGCUCACGUCGGCUGCAAUCGUCGAGACCCGCUGCGAAGGAGGUGUACGUGCGGCAUAUCAGAACGUAAACUCAGACGGCUUUUCUCAAGGAAUGAGAGAGACCUGCUAUGCAGGAUAUCAUUCUCAAGACGCCUCACAUCAGGCAGAUACCACACACGGCACCACCCAUAGUGGAUCUACCGACAAUUAUUGGAGUGUCGAUCACGGGGAUGCUCAACAGGAACAAAUCUAUGUCGUGGACACUAAUCUUGAUAGAUCUUAUGCUGGAGAAGGUUCACUUUAUUUAUCAGGUGUGGCUGGACAGGAUCAGCCUGUAGAUCACUCACAAAUCGGUGAACAUAACAUCCCGACGAAAUUCAGGAGGACAUGA